This is a messenger RNA of Medicago truncatula (barrel medic), 1619 nucleotides long. RefSeq names its product psbQ-like protein 3, chloroplastic. Gene Ontology annotation, biological process: photosynthesis; photosynthetic electron transport chain. Lineage: Eukaryota; Viridiplantae; Streptophyta; Magnoliopsida; Fabales; Fabaceae. The transcript is spliced from 3 exons. Bases 160 to 693 code for a protein of 177 amino acids. Gene Ontology annotation, molecular function: calcium ion binding. Gene Ontology annotation, cellular component: chloroplast; photosystem II; extrinsic component of membrane. The record is from RefSeq and is a predicted model, not a curated record.
UAAUUAUUUUGGUAUACCAAAAUCUAGUACUAGUAUCAUUAAUUUAUUCUAGUGGAUUUCAAUUCAGUUUAAUAAGUCAGGGCACGCAAAUUUGUGUUGUCCAUUCAAUUGGCGUCAUUAUCUUUGAAUCAGAUAAGAUAAGGUUGAAUUCAGAGAACAAUGGAGUUAAGAACAUUUACCUUACAACCCAACAUGACACACUUGUUUCCAAAAUUCACAUGUUGUGUCAAACCUUAUAAUUUCCAACAUUUACAUCAGAAGAAUUUUUCACUGAAAAUCAGUAGAAGAAAUUUGGGGUUGAUUUUUAGUGGAGAGUGCAUAUUUAGGACAAAGGGUGCAAAUGCAUUUGAUUUUGGACUUGUUGUCCCUGAUCAAACAGUUGAAGAGGCACAAAAUGUAGUGAGAGUUCAUGCACAAGAUUUAUUGCAAGUUAGAGAUUUGUUAGAAUCAAAGUCAUGGAAAAUAGCACAAAAGGAAUUGAGAAGAAGUUCAGCACUUUUGAAGAAGGAUAUAUACACCAUAAUUCAAAAUAAGCCUGGAAGUGAAAGGUCACAGUUAAGGGUACUCUAUUCUACUCUCUUCAACAAUGUUACUAGACUAGAUUAUGCAGCAAGAGAUCAAGAUGGACCUGAAGUGUGGCAGCGUUAUGAGAACAUUGUUGUAGCUGUGAAUGAAAUUCUAUCAAGAAUAUGAUAGUGUUUUGAAAUCAAAUGUAGCUGAAUGAAGAAAAAGGUUCUUGUUUAUAUCAUCAAUUUGUUCAUUGAGAGUUAGCUAAGAAUGUUGAGUGUCUAAAUUGUAAAAUAGGUGGUGAUAGUAAAAUGGUGCUAAAAUAAAAUUACGUUAGUUAACUCACGCUAAUUCAUUCUUGACAGCCGCAUGCUUUUUCAUAGUGAGUCAAUUUCCAUUCUCUCUCUCAUCUCUUCUCUUUUCCCUUCUUCACUUCAUUUUAAUUUUCCAGAUCUAACUCAUUCUCUCUCUCCGUGCUGGACAAUCAAUUAUUGCUAGCAAUUUUAUCACAAAUUUGUGACAAUAAAUGAUUGCAAGUGGGAUUUAUCAGGAAACCAAACAUGUUCUUCCUCUAAUCCAAAAAAAAAAAAAACACGUUCUUCCUUUGAUCUGUUUCAAUUUUAGUUUGUUAAUUAGUUCAAUGAUGGGGUUUGCAUCUUCAAUGAUGGGUUUUGCUUCAGUUCCUAAAAGACGCAAAAUUUGUCUGAGGGGUUUCAAGGAUUUGUGAAACUUUCAAAAAAAUUAAAAUUGUGACUGAAUUUCUCAUAAAUUAGUUAAAUGAAACAUUUAAUUUCUUGAUUGAUUGGAGAGGAUGCUGGUCUAGGUUGGAGAGAAUGAUUUCGAUUCCAGUUUCAAGGUGAGAGAGGAAGAAGAUGAACAUGAGAAGCAGGAGAGUGUAAGACAGAAAUGUUUGAAAGCUGCUGUCAAGUGUAAGAAUGAAACUAGCGUGAGUCGCAAGUUAACUCAUGCGGAGGUAAUAUGGACAUUUACUUUAAGAAUGAGCAGAAUAUUUGGUAAAAAGCAGAAUUCAUGGUUCUGUAGUUGAUAUUCUUCCCCUUCUUGACUUGUUUGUAGUGGACUGAUUUUUUGUGAGAUGGACUUUUGGUUGGAUA